UAUAGCUCCCAGCAGGCAUUGCCGAUCUGGACCCCCGCCUGCCCCACGUGGAUAGAGAUGCACUGGCACUGGGAACCAGAAUAUACAUGUGAGGCCCCUUGUCUUGAAGGCAGCCGUUACUGUGUGGCAGGCAAAAUAUAAUUUAAUGUUUGUAUGUGCUUCAGAGUGUCUAGGGCUUUCUCAUACCUUAUUUUCUUUUCCAGGAGGCUUAUGUGACCCUUUUAUCCCUGUGAAAAGUGGCUUGCUCUGAACCACCCUAGCUGAUAGUGAAUGCCAGAAUUAGCCCCAGAACCUAAGUGUUUGCUACUAUACAAAAAUUCAGUUAUUUAAAAUUUUGCAACCCACAUAAUGUCAAUAAUAAACUCCAUGUUACAGCUAGUCACAGUAAUUCUCUGAAGAAUAUAGCAGUUUUUAUUGUGUCCUGACCAAAUGAUAAGGUAAGUGGUAAUAGAGUUGGGAAAGGAAAAGUGGACUGGGACAGAGGCCACCGUGGCCCAAGCAUGGGUGGUCACUGUGUGUGUUUCAUCUGCCCCUCUAGGUCUAGCCUCUGUUCUCUGUACAGCUCUGUGCUCAAGGAGGCUGACCCAUGUGGUCUGUGCCCCCGGCUUCUGGUUGCUUUAGCCAGUGUCAAGCACCAGCAAGAGCUGGAGGUUAGAGGAAGGUGUGGUCGGGGUGCUUGACCCUGGCUCCCUCCCUGCCGGGCUGCCUUGGGUCGCUUGAGUUCCUUUACGAGGGCACAGAGUGUCAGCAGUCAGUGCUUGUCAUAAACCUACCCUCUGAGCUUCUCAUAAGCACUCCAUCCCCUCGCCUCUUCCAGCCUAGGAGUUAAUGGCUCCCAGAUGGCACAAGUGCUGGGAUACUGCACUGUCCUUUGGUGGUUUCCUUAAACCCUGCCCGUAUCUUUAUAAAUAGUAUCUUCUUAAAGAUUGUCCUGUGAGUACCUAUUUUGAAUGUACCAUUUCUUUCCUGCCGGGAAUGUAACUCUGCAGUCCCUAAUCACAUGUCUGAUUUUAGACACAUCAUCCUUACAGAUACACAGAGGAGAUCACAUGAAAUUUGAGGUGUGCCACCCACACUAAAUUCUGACUUACAGUCCUCAGAACUUGAAGUCCUGUUUUCUAUUAUACAAGCACCAAAUCUCAGAGCAGGAGAGACCAGCUUGAUGCAGCAAUCCCCGAACAUCAUCCCAGAGGGAAGCAUUCGGUUCGGGAAAGAUCUCCAGUGACAACGAAAUCACUCCCCCAGAGGAGGACUCCAUUGGCACCCCGGGAAGUCCUUUGAAAUGCACCCAACAGCACCAUUUUCAAAUGCACACUAUUCGCUUUGAAUCCAGAUCCACUGUAUUUCACAGGAUGCCUGAUGUGUCAUUCUACUCACUCAGCCCCAGUGUGAGCAGAGCCAGCUCUGUGAUCCGAAGAAAUACCCCAAUGUCUUCAUUUACAAAAUGCGGCUGGGGAGCUCUGUGGUUUGUAAGGCCACGUCCAUCUGACUAACAAUGAAAGGAAUUGCAGUGCUCGGGGAAGUCAUUCCUCGCUGUCAACAGAAACUGAGCACACUGCUGCCCUCCCCUGGAUUGCUGAAGUUUAUUUCUGUACUCAGCUCCAUUUCCUCUCUGAAAGUUCCUCCAGACCAAGUCCUGUGUCCCCUUCUCAGCAGAUUACCUCCUUCCCCAGCACGGCCCCCCGCCACCCCUGGAGUCCGGCCCUGCCCGCUGUGCCCACUGUCCAUGCGCCGGGCGGGCCGACCACUGCAGCCUGGACUGCCCGCCUCCCCUGAGCCCAGGGACCCGACUGCCGCAGCUCUCGGACUCGGACGUUGUUACUCGUGGGAACUGUGGCUCCACGGCCGAGAACGCCGCCUUCGCAGUUUCUCCUUUUCAGCCUCUGCUCUGGCCGCGCGGUCGGGGGGCGGACGCCCACAAGAGGCUCCUCGGGCAUCCUUUCAGACCCGGCCCCCACCCCUCUGCCCGGGACACGGCCUUCAGGCCUCCCGCCCGCCUGGCUGUACCAUGGUGAGAGCCACCACCGCACUCCGACUUUAACGGCUGCAGCCGCCCAACUGCUGCUGCCGCGCCGAGCGGGCCAAGGUCCGGAAUCCCGCUCCCGAUUGGCCAGCACGCGACUCCCAGGGUGUGGCGCAUUCUGAUUGGACGUGGAUUUGGCGGGAAGGCUGCAGGGUCACCGAAGGAAGAGCGCAGUUCCCCAGGUGAAUCUUCCAGCACUAGGAUCCACCUGCAGCCAGUACUGGACAGGGAGACGGGCCGCCUUGCAAGAGCUGAACCUGCAAAUCCAAACAUUGGUGAGCAGUGAGCAUUGUGCCCCCUAAGCCACCUAUUCUCUCUCAGCCAAUGAAGAACCCAGGCAGGGGUCUGAGAUGAGACCACCGUGAUACCCCACACGGGGGUGGGAGGCGAGUCCGAGUGGCAUCAUGAUGCAGGUUGAACUUGGAUGUGGCCACGCCGUGUAUCUGCGCUGGGCACUCUUUCUCUAAUCCCCACUUUUUUUCCUCUAAAAUGGGGAAAAUUAUACCUCCUAGGGCUGUUGGGAGGAUCAGAGAUGAGGUUUAUGAGAAGUUCUUACAGAAAAAUCCAGCAGCUCUAGGGCAGACAGUGGAUUAGCCCGGACAGACUUGAGAACACCAAAGCAGCCUUCACUUCGCAUGGAAUUCCUGGACACCUGAGAAACACACAGGGGGCCUGGGACCCUGCCAGGGCCUGGAGGAGCAGCCCACCCAUGGCAGGCCCCGUCAGCAGCCGUGUGCUGAGCAGAGCAGACUACUCCUCCUGAAACGGAGAAAACUCGUGUGGAGCACACACCCCACCCACCCCAGCACCAGGCUCUGCUGAAGAUGCCUUACGCGUUUGCACUUCCCAGCCCCUGGCCUCGUAGUAGGCAUUACGAGUCCCAACUUACAAAGGAGGAACUUGAGUGAGAAGGACGGAGCUGGGCUGUGGCUGCAGGCCCACCAUUAGUACGUGUGGCAGGUUUGGGCACGAAGUGGUAAACAGCAGCAAGAUGAGCCCCAGUCCCUGGGUGGCCGUGGGCCUGGAGGCAGGGGCGAGGCACCCCGUGCUCAUCUCAGGUAGACGUCCUCCAACAUGUUGGUCUUGAGCCCCUCCCCCAGUGUGGAGGCUCCAGGAUCCCCACAGCCAUUAUACCAGAUGUCCAAGACCUUCAGGAAGAUGUUUGCCUGGGAUACAAAGCAGCAACCCCAUGGGACCACAUGUGAAGGUGGAGGAAGCCAGUCCCCAGCCUCCGAGCCCAGGAGGCCCGAGGAGCAAAGAGCAUGGACAGAGAGCAGAAGACCACAGAGGUUCCAGAAGAGAGCCCUGGGUCUUGGACGAUGGUGACUGGCAGAGUGGAAAGACGAGAAGCAAGCACAGAGGGUGGGCCCUCCUCGCCAAAAAAGGCUACCAGGAGCAGGACCUGGACCCCCAGAUUUCUGUCAUCACCAAACUCAAAGGGGUUUCCGUAACCCAGAUCAAGGAGCUGGGGAACCGGCUGUGGGAUGUGGCUGACUUCGUGAAGCCACCACAGGGAGAGAACAUGUUCUUCUUGGUGACCAAUUUCCUUGUGACGCCAGAACAAGUUCAGGGCAGAUGCCCAGAGCACCCCUCCAUCCCGCUGGCUAGCUGCUGGGCCGACCAGGACUGUCCUGAAGGGGAGACAGGGACCCACAGCCACGGCAUAAAAACGGGCCAGUGCGUAGUGUUCAACGGGACCCACAGGACCUGUGAGAUCCGGGGCUGGUGCCCAGUGGAGAGUGGUGCUGUGCCCGUAAAGCCCCUGCUGGUCCAGGCGGAGAACUUCACGCUGUUCAUCAAAAACACCAUCACCUUCAGCAAGUUUAACUUCUCCAAGUCCAAUGCCUUGGACACCCAGGACCCAACAUAUUUCAAGCGCUGCCGCUACGACCCACGCUCCAGCCCCUCCUGCCCUGUGUUCCGCAUCGGGGACCUCGUGGCCGCAGCUGGAGGGGUCUUUGAGGACCUGGCGCUGCUGGGCGGUGCCAUGGGCGUCCAUGUCCACUGGAACUGCGACCUGGAUGCCAGGGGCUCUGACUGCCGGCCCCACUACUCCUUCCAGCUGCAGGAGCGGAGCUACAACUUCAGGAUGGCCACUCACUGGUGGGAGGCCUCGGGUGUGGAGGCCCGGAGUCUGCUAAAGCUCUACGGGAUCCGUUUUGACAUCCUCGUCACUGGGCAGGCAGGGAAGUUCGGGCUCAUCCCCACACUCGUCACUUUGGGCACAGGAGCAGCUUGGCUGGGCGUGAUCACCUUCCUCUGUGACCUGCUGCUGUUGUACGUGGAUGGAGAAGCUCAUUUCUACUGGAGGACCAAGUAUGAGGAGGCAAAAGCUCCAAAGGUGACUGCCAGCCCUGAGCAGACAAAACCGGCAUCUGCACCCCUGCACCUGGCUGCCCAGGCUCCUUAGAGGGGGCCCAGCGCCUGUCCCAACGGCCAGGGCUGCUACCAGAAGCUGGACACCAAAGCCUUGGCCCUGACCCCCACUUGCUGGCCCAUUCCUGAGGCCUGUUCCCUGCUGUUGGGGGUCGGGGCUGGGAAGGGAGGGGCCUCGCCUUGGGUACCUCAUGGAUGGAGCCCCAGCAGGACCGGGGCAGGGAGUGAGAAAAUUCCAUCCUUCAACUCCCAGGCACACUGUCCCUGCCCUGACUCUGGCCUCGGCAGGGUACUGCCCAGGGAGCAGCAGAAGCCGCUAUUGCACAGAGACCUGCAGCGGAACAUGUCCCAGGGCGCUGGUCACAAGGACUCCAGCUGUGUCUGGAGAACUCUCUCCCACCUCUGUCACCAGGGCUUCCAGCAGCGGCCCACUCACCAGUGGUCAGCACAGACCCUCUGCUGGCUGUGCAGACUCCAGCCCUCUCCCCUGGCAGCACCCCCAUUGUAGGUGGAGCCCCCACCCUCUCAGCGCUGUUCCAGGGUCUGUGCUGCCGUAGUCUAGGGCAGGGUAGAAAGAGGUCUGACAAGAGGGUUGUCUCUGCUGCUCUGGUGCUGGGUGCCUGGGGCUCGUCCCCACCCAGUUUGGGGUGGUCAUCCAUGGAAUUCAGACUGGGGCAGGCAGAUGACCCAACCCACUAGGACCCGGCAAUGGCGCAUGCACCAGCCCUUCCCGGUGGCAGCCCUCAGACUGUGGAGGGCUGGGAUUGGGAGAAGAGGAUGGAGGAGCUGAGUUGGUGGUCAUUGGGUCCUUUGGGACCGUCUGUGUGCUCCUUGGUGACACUCAGCCCAACCUCCUGGAACUUGUGGGGGUGGGGAGAAUGUAUAUCUGGAAUUCACUGCUACCCAAGGUCACACACCUAAGAACUAGCCCGAGGCAACUGCUCGAAGGAGGCCCCGUCCUUCACUUCGGGUGGAGCCCAGUGGCCAGAAGGAAUGCCCCAAACAAAUUCCAGAGGCCCCGGCAGGCUGGCCUGGAUCUGGCUGUGACGUCCUCACAGGGUCUGAGUCCUGCCCGCUGGAGAACUCCCCAUGCUGCAGGGAGCCUACAGCUGUGAGGGAGGGACUAGCUGCAGGGGUCUGACCCUGUCUUGGCCCCAGGGCAGUGGCAGGGGUUUGGGAGUGCCCACCUGGGAGGCAAGGGGCUGCUUGCUCACAGGGGCCCGGUGACCAGGCAUGCUGGCCGCUUGCCGGGGCAGUGACAUGGGCCAUCUGGGGAUGGCAGGGUUGGGGUUCAGGCUGGGCUAGCAUCUGGAACCAUCUGGCAUCUGGAGCCUCAGCAAAGCCUUGGGGUCCUUGCUGCCUCUCAAUCCCCAGAGUAGUGUCCCUGGGGAGGCAGGCCACAAAGGUCAGGGUGAGAGAACAUGGCCCUGAGGUCUUUACUGGGGCGGGGUCCCAUGUACGGGGCCCAAAGAAAGCUAACGUAUGGCUUCAGGGUCUGGGAGUAAAGCCUGUCGACAGCAGCUUCCUGCGUGCUCCUUACAGGCAGAGACGGGAGCUAGUGGUACCUGUGGUGGGCACAGCACCACCUGGGAGACCAGUGGACAGUGCUGGGUGGGCCUGGGGACCCCACCCCAAGGACCAGGGGGGCUGG
Molecule: messenger RNA, 6050 nt
Organism: Physeter macrocephalus (sperm whale)
Lineage: Eukaryota; Metazoa; Chordata; Mammalia; Artiodactyla; Physeteridae
Gene: P2RX6
Product: purinergic receptor P2X 6
Exons: 14
Coding region: 3213-4433 (406 amino acids)
Biological process (GO): calcium ion transmembrane transport; response to ATP
Cellular component (GO): cell junction; nuclear inner membrane; plasma membrane
Molecular function (GO): extracellularly ATP-gated monoatomic cation channel activity; purinergic nucleotide receptor activity; ATP binding
Source: RefSeq, a predicted model, not a curated record